This is a messenger RNA of Solenopsis invicta (red fire ant), 1871 nucleotides long. RefSeq lists its product as uncharacterized. The record is from RefSeq and is a predicted model, not a curated record. NCBI's taxonomy places the organism in Eukaryota, Metazoa, Arthropoda, Insecta, Hymenoptera, Formicidae. The transcript is spliced from 2 exons. Bases 609 to 1442 code for a protein of 277 amino acids.
GGUAGGCGAGAAAUUAAGCAAAAUCGGGCCGAUGUAACAGAUAGAGAUCACAUAUAUUGCAGUGCAUAAUAGAGACGGCGUACAAUAGAAUAAGAAAAGAAAACAAAUAGCAGUUAACGUAAGACGGAAAGACAAAGCGAUAAGGAGUUGACAAAAAAAUUAAUAAGCCGGACGCGGGAAUUAUCUCAGUUCAUACCAUAAUUACGCCACACGCGCCGACUGGCUCCGCGCGAAGCGCGGCAGCCAAUCACACGCGUUCUGAACGGCGCGGCACGCACGUGAACGCCGAGCCUUCGCUAAGGCGAAUCUAGCAAUUCCGAGACAAAAUACGGUAAUUAUGAAGGAGACGGUCCUUCUCACCGAAUUUGAUAAAAUUUUACAUAUUUGUUCAUUUUGAAACAUACAUUAAGAAUCUAAAAGAAAAAAUCGUCGCUCUCAAGGGGAUAAAAAGUUAUAAAGUAUUAAAUAACGACGUUUGUGAGGUUAGGAAAUCUGUCACACUGAUGGCACAGAGGGACAUUGAGAAUGUGUAAGUGCGUGUAAGUGAGAUAUAGUAAGUCACGUGAUAGCUCUCUGAUUGGUAAGUACGAAGUAAAACAUAAUUUAAAAUGAUUUCCCUCUUUUUCCAUAAUCCUUUAUCCUUUAUUCAACUAUUUUGCCAUCUUAUCAACAUGCAACUGCACGACUUUUUGGCAGUGACGCACAACAAACAGCAACUAAUUGACUUUUUAAUCUUUCAUAAUUUAAUAAGUAGUGAAAUAACGUGUCCACGGUGCAAUAAUAUAGUAACAAUUAAUAAAGAGAAGCUAUUAUUUUAUUGUCGCAAAGUAUAUUACGAGAAAAAUAAACAUAAAAAAAAUGUAAAAAGACAAUGUGAUUUUAAGGCAAGUGCAAAAGUGGAUACGUGGUUUAGCAAGUCCAAAUUGAACUUAGAAACGGUAUGCAGAUUAACUGCAUAUUAUAUUAUGUUGAGGCCUCCACGACAACAAUUUUUAUGCACAGAACUGCAAAUUUCUGAGCAUUCGGUAGUCGAUUGGAUUUCUUUUUGCCGAGAAGUUUGCAUCAAUUGGGCUGAGAAAAAAUCUACCAAACUUGGAGGACCCAACAUAAUCGUAGAAAUUGAUGAGGCUAAAAUCGGCAAAAGGAAGAAUAACUGUGGCCGAAUCAUUGAAGGCAAAUGGAUCUUUGGUGGGUAUGAAAGAGGUACAAAAAAAGUAUUUCUUGUACCAGUACCGGAUCGCACCCAAGCAACUCUUCUUCAUUUAAUAAAAGAGUGGAUCUUACCUGGAACAACAAUAAUGUCAGAUUGUUGGAAGUCGUACAACUGUUUAAACAGUGAAGGCUUCCAACAUCUGACAGUUAAUCAUUCGAUGAACUUUGUUAAUCCAGAUACUGGUAAAUAUAGACAUUUUAAAUAUGUAAUUAACAAAUUCAUAUGUUGACGUAUUUCCUAUAAACAUAUAAAUACAUAACAGUAUUAUUUUAUUGACAGGAGCCCACACUCAACACAUUGAACGCGUUUGGAGAGAAGUAAGAGCAAAUAUCCCACGAUUUGGGACUGCACAUUUAGAGGGAUACUUAGCUGAAUUCCUUUUCAAACGCGUUCAUCAAUAUGAAGAACGUUUACCUGCUUUUUUCGGUGCAAUUGCAGAAUUAUAUCCACCAAAGAUUUACAACAGUGAUAAUUUAGAGACUGCAGAUACUUAAUUUUAAGUUUAAUGAGUUUAUAGUUAUUGAAGCACGUUAUAUCUAUCAGCAUAAUCUUAAAAUCACAUUGUCUUUUUACAUUUUUUUUAUAUUUAUUUUUCUCGUAAUACACUUUGCGACAAUAAAAUAAUAGCUUCUUUUUAUUAAUUGUUACUGUAUUAUUG